CAAAAGGAAGGAACAAAAAUAGCAAAAUCCGAACCGUCCCGAGCAGCGUACCAGCUUCGCCGCCGCGUCAUCCACCGGAGUCCCCUAUUUCCGCAGCAAUUCCCCACCCCCUUCCCCCAGUCCCAGUCCCAGUCCCAGUCCGGCUCCGGCUCCGGCUCCGGCUCCGGCUCCGGCUCCGCCUCUUCACAAUUUAUCAGAAUCAGAUGUUUUCUCUACAUUAAAUUUCAGAUCGGGGCAGAUAUUUGAAGUUUCGAACAUGCAAAAUUCAUGGCUGCUGUACUUUUGCCUGCUGGUCUUCAUUAUAAUACUCACUUUUCCAGUAUUCGCUCAUGGAAAUGCUAAAGUUUUGCCUGUGGGCGAGGAACUAUUGAAGGAAACUUUACCAUUACAAAUGGGUUCACGCCUUUACGAAUUGAAAGGGCUAAAGCCGCAUACUUGGUAUGAAGUGAAGAUAUCAUAUCCGGCUUCUAUACCCUCUAGUUUCUCUUUACAAUUAAAGAGAGGUAGUUCGGACUUGGGAUUGAAUAUGGGAAGAAAAUUGCUGAAUACGGAAAAGUUGAUUUUCAAGACUGAUGGAAUAGAUUCAUUCAGUGACCAGCAGGGAUUGCAUGUAAUGGUAAAUGUUGAGCCUGAAGGGGUGGUUGCAAUACCAGGGAAACAGGAGAGGAAAUUUGUAAUAUUUAAUAUAGUUUGUGAUGAGUUGUUUCUUGGCAUUCCUUAUGAAGCCUGGUACGUUGUAUUUUUGGUAUUGCUCUGCUUGGGCUUAGCUGUUGUCGUCCCGAGUUUUCUUCCGCAGUUUCUGCUACCGAGGAACAGAAGUCCAUCUUUAACUGAUACGGAUGCUACAAAGGAUUCAUAACUUGAUAGAAUAUUUUUACUUAGUUUAGGUGUUCUGUUUUUAUAUAUUUGUCUGAGCAGUGGAUUUUACUGCAAGUACUACAGUUUUGUGAACAGUGAGAGAUUUUUAACAUCCUAUAUUAGGUAUUGAAAUAUUAUUAUUCAAUAUAUUGAAACAUAUUUUCAUUGAAA
Molecule: messenger RNA, 1029 nt
Organism: Olea europaea var. sylvestris
Lineage: Eukaryota; Viridiplantae; Streptophyta; Magnoliopsida; Lamiales; Oleaceae
Exons: 5
Coding region: 257-859 (200 amino acids)
Source: RefSeq, a predicted model, not a curated record